Messenger RNA from Amoebophrya sp. A25, 5355 nucleotides. Lineage: Eukaryota; Dinophyceae; Syndiniales; Amoebophryaceae. The record is from the annotation of a GenBank genome assembly.
GAUGAACCUUGUCGGGUAGUAGAAGUCGCAAAUCAAGGCGAACGCGAACCUGAGAGAUAGCUUUCCUUGGGUUUAAGAUAUUACGAACAACAUCGUGGUCAUAAGAGUAAUUAUACAUAGUAACUACCAAGAAGAGCAAGAAGACAAUAAAAUAGACAUCUACAACUUCAUCUCCUACUCCUCGUCGUCGUCCAGAUAAAAAGAAAUGAAGAUGCUUUGGGCUAACUCGUGGGUCCAUAGAAGCGAAGUCCGAAAAUCCGACUGUUGUAACAUCGGUGCUGGUAGCAUCGCUCCGUGCUUGCUGAUUCUCAUUUGUAGCUGUUCCGUCUUUGAAUGCGUGGAUGCUAGAGCAUCGGUACUACGUCCAGCAGGAGGUCGCAUUGGCUCAUUGGGUCUCGCACAACAAAAGGCGUCAACACAAGCUCGCAGAUUUCCGGUAACUACAACGUUCACAUUUCAAUCUCCGCCAGUUCUUGGCGAACAACUCCUAGAUGGUAGUCCUAGCGCGACCGCUCGCCCGUUCUCCUUAGACUCAACGCGCCGAAGAUCAUGGACAAAUUCUUUCCUGCCUUCAUGUUCGUCAACGUUCCCGACCCCGACAUCUCCGCUAUCAUGCAAGAGUACUAGAAGCUAUCUCCAAGUUGAAGAGGAUGCUGGAGUAGGACAAGUAGACUAUGUCGAAGACCACAGUUGUACUGCUGAAGAUUCCUGUCUCCGGGAAGACGACGUCAACCGGGAAGGUCGUGAUGCACGAGGAGGUGUCAGCAUUAAGACCAAGAAGACAUCCUUCCAGUCAAGUACCACUCGUCGUUUGGAGAGAGCAGCAACACUUGCUAGCGUCCUGCACCUUCUGCUGCGCAAAAGACGUGGUAGUAUCGUGCUUCCGCUACCUUCAAGCACCAGCGGCAACAAUCUCAAGAAGAAGAUGAUGAGCUCCAUCAGCUUGCCAAUAGCGCAGCGCGGGUUAGGAACGAUGCUGGGCAAGUCGUCGUACCAUUCUUCUUGCCGCGACACCGACGCGCCGUCUGCUUCGGCUUCUCCCGGCACACCAGGAGAUAGUGGGAGUUGUACCAGCACCGCUAAACCAUCAACCAGCCGUCGCGGAUCAUCAUCUUGCUUCUCAGACUUCUCAUCUCCAACAGCGACAUUGGGAGAGGAAGAAGAUGAUGGAAAGUGGGCUUCCGAAUGGAUGGAUGACCAAAUGAGACGAGACUUCUCAGGGAUGGCUUCUGAGAACACUGCUGACAGCAGAACACUUGCUGCUCGCUUUUUUGGGAAGGAUCGGCCGCGCAACAAGAAUGGUUGUGAAGAUAGUCGUGAUCCAGGCUAUGCUAAAGGUCGUGAAGCACUCCUAGAAGCAGCUGAGCCUUUGCCUUUGAGCUCGGACGAUGUAGAAAUGGACGACCACGAGGACGAUAGUGAGAAGAAUGAUCAUGGAGGUGAAUCUUCAUCGAAAACGAAUGAAAAGGCACAUUCCUAUUCAGCUUGCUUGUCUCCAAAGCCCCCAGUGUUGCCUCUGCUAGCGCUCGGUGCUGCAGCCGCCGGAGCUGCGCUUCACCAAGACUCGUGUUCUGGCCCAAUUAUGCCAACAGAGUGUGCAACUACGAGUUCCUCUUCAUCAUCCGGUAAAUGUACUGGAGGUGGUGGCUCGUCACCUUCACGACGUGGAGGAGGGGAAUACAAGACUCCUUCUGCCUUUGUGAUCGGAAUAGUUGAUGCGUUUAACGCAAAUCGUCGACGACAGAAUCAGCAAGCAAAUCCUGGUGACUACGAACUCGUUUCCGCGAUUGUUCAUCACGAGCAACGGCGGCUUGUCAAUCUCUUUGCGGUUGCAUCGCCUGCAUGUGCAUGCAUGCAGCAGGAUUUGUCUUCUGAGUGGGCUGAUUAUGAAGCUGAAGCUGGUGAUGAUCAUGAUGUCACACAUGGGACGAGGAUCUCUGCGCCGGAUCGGGUUGCGUCCGACGUCGCUAUGGCCGAAGAUAGCGAUGAGGAAGUGAUUAAUGAAAAGGAAAACAACAGAUUGGAGAGCGCGGCUGCUCCAUCUCCACCGUUUUCCACUACGACGACGACGUCAUCAUCAACAUCAUGCAGUGGCUUCGUUAAGCAAGAGCCGUUGCAUCAUUCUCCACCAUCAUCUCGUUUGUACCCAUUGCGUGGGAGCUUCCGCAGCGCUCGUACAUACGCCGCAGUGCGCUCGUUCGAGGCUGACGCAGAAAAGUUGCAGUGUGUCGUUGGCCGAUUUGUUCUCAAUCGGGAAGGUUUAGGCAAAACAGGUGGGAUUUUUUCUGCCAAGCUGUUAACAAAAGGGGCUGACGUGGAGGACUUCCGGAGCCGGUCUGUGCGCGACAAAGACGGAGCCUUGGCUAGACCAUCACUUUCGGAUUUCAUCUGGGAGCCUAGUAUGGGCCCCGCUCCACUGCUGAUUUCUCAAAGCAAUGUGAUCCCAGGUCCUAGAAUCGUCUCGGUACUGUUUUUCCUUCGUAAAAACAACCUGUGAGAAACUACAAGAGUAUGACUCUACCUAAGUAAACGUAAUUGUAAUUACUUUCUGAGGAAAAAGAACUCGAGGACGAACUUACUACGAAUGAAUCUGAUCACAACUUCUCUGAGACUUGUUACAGCCACCAGUAUUUCACCACCCAGGCUGGGGAGUUCAUGGCUCGUUUCGAAGUCGCUCCGCGACGUUCAGAAUCUGACGAUGCUGCCGGCACAGCUUCGGGGGAAGGAAAAGAAGGACACCUGCAGCAAUUUUUGCCACGCCGUCGGAUAUACGCAAUCCGCGUUACGUGUGAUACCGUGAGGCAUCUGUACGCGCUGAAAAUGCCAUCAGCAAGUUCUCAACGUCCACGCCUUUCCAACGCAAGAGCACCCUCAGCAUCAUCCUCGUCGCCAUCUUCAACCUCUAGGACCGCGAGGACAAGGAAUACCAGCACUUCGUCGGAUCAUGAUGAACCCGAUAGCGAUGACGAAGAUGAAGAUGAAAAUGGUAGGCUGCUUCUUGGAAACAGUUACCUUAUUUCGAGCUGGGGCAGCAUGCAGCUUCUGGAAGAUGGAGACUACGUUGUCUGGGCCCCACCGCCGUCUCACAAUGUUGUUAAGGAUCAAACUUCUUAGCAAUGGUAUUACGUUUUUUGUGCAACGUACUAAGCCACAAUUAUCAACUAGUUAUGUAAGUGCAGGAACCAAGUUGAAUCAACACGGAAUCCGAGUAUCUUCAUGAUGGCACGACCUCCAGGAGCAAGAAGAAAUAUUUGAGGCAGAGGCAUACUUCUACUACUGUAGGUAUUACACAUAAGAAUGACGAUGACCACUACGAGGAUAAAGAUCUUUCUAAGACUGAUGCUGCAAAUGGCGCGAACACGCCUGGAAACUCGGAUCGUCGGGGCAUGCAAAGCGGUACCGAACAGGGUGACGUUUUCGUGGUCAAAGGAGCUGAGUUCGUUACCUCCUACUCUCGUAUAAAGAAUUAGACUUGUUCUUCUACUAGUUGUAGUUGGUUGUCAUGUUGUACUGGUUCAUGCUUGAUAUGGAGAAGCGGACUUCCACUCCUGUGGUGUACCUCAUCACCAUCUACUCCUCCUUGCAUUUCUAGUUCUUGACUUUUGUUGUAGGUGUUCAUGUUGUUGUGAUUUCAGUAGUUUCUAUUUAUUACGUACGACUUCGAUGGUGAGACCUAUGGGGCUGACAGGACGACGAUAGCGCCGGCGCUUAGUUAGUUUCAGCAGAGAAGAAUAUACUUGAUAGGUAGCCUUUUCUUUUUCCUAUCUUCCUCUGGUCUUUGUUUUUUCUCGUUGUGUGGUCUGCUCCACCACAAUUUACUACGUAAGUACAACUUUUUUCUUCAUGAACGUCACGGGCACGGUAGAAAGAUCCCCUCCGUCUAUCAUGAUUUCCUCAGGCUUACCGUUACGCACAAGUACAACUUUGUUGAAGUAUAGUUCAAAGUUCUUGCGGUUGCGCGUGGAGCAAGAACUUACUAGGUUAGAUGAUGAUUGAUGGUCUAAUAUGUGGCUGCAGACGACGCUGAUGACGGUCCUACGUGUAAUUCAUUGCGCCCGCGAUAUCACCAUGACCUUCAUAGUCAAAAAAAGUAAAUGAUUCGAGGUUAUUGAUCCAAGUUGUGAACUACCAACGCCAUUCGCCCAAAAAGAGAAUAAAAUUACGAAAACCCGAUAAGCUUCUGACGCGACGAAAAGAGUGAUCCGCUCUUGACAGAGCGAUGGCUUUUUCUGGUGGUAUAUAUCAUGAAAAUGAAUAUCAUCAUGAUAAAUACAAAUAGUCCAUCGUACUCGUAGAACGCAGCAUGCCUGGUGCCUGUAAUCUCGAAGGAGACUCAUCAUUCUCGAGCAGAGAUGAAAUCAGACCGCUCGAUGACGCCCUAGACCUCCUAAACAACUUGACAUCUAAUUGGGAUUUUCCAACAGCGGCCUUCUUGAUCAUUCGAUGAGAUUGUUACUUUACCAUUGCAAAAAGUAACGUAAACGUUGUAUUCGACGCAAGUACAAGUGGUCGAUCGAACUAAAGCAAAAAAGCUACUUUCUACUGUAGUUCUUAAAUUUUUGUCAAAUCCAUCCGACAUGAGGACGGCACUAACGGUGAGGGCGUUGGCUUUCUUAUGCACUUUACGGACUCCUACGCCCGUGGAUCGCCAAGGCCGAACUGGUAGAGGUGAAGAUGUUUAUGUACGGCGUGGAGAAAAUUUAGGCAAGAUCACGCCACUGCUUCUGACCGCUUGUUUUGUAUUUUUGAGAAUCACUUUCGUCAAGUAUGUCCGAUCGACCUUGCUUACUCAUGAUAAGAGAAGAUGAAGAUGAACAAGUGAAAUAAAGCCCUCACAGCACCGCCAAAUACAAAACUCGCUAUCUUCAUGCAUUACUUACGUACAUCAACAUGUCAUAGUAUUAUGAUCAGUUGCAUGAUAAUGAUUACAUAUCAAUAUCAUAGACGUUCCCAUGCAGAUGUUGAACAUGAUCACAAAAAUUCGUGUGAUGGCUAUGUAUCGAUAUCGUGUUGAAAUUUAAGAUGAAGGACAUAAUCAUAACAACUUUCAGAAAAGCGCGCACAACUCAAUUAUUAUAAGCGACUACAUACAACCACAACAAGCUCAACACAUUCAUUGGGGAAGAAGAAGUUUCAACAUGUGUUGUCUGUCAAUCACAAAGAAAGAAUGUCAGAAACAAAGAGUCUUGCUUCAGUAUCAUCGUUUCUGACAUUGCUUAACCACUUUCGUGAUACCAGUCGCCGGCGACCACUUGUUAUUUCCGCCUAGGGUAGUGCCGUACUUGAUAAUUACAACUUCGAGGGGCUUCUGGCAGGACAACAAGGACAAUCAAGAGCGUGUUGCUUCGUGCCGAG